Messenger RNA from Puntigrus tetrazona (Sumatra barb), 2411 nucleotides. Its product is annotated as growth arrest-specific protein 1-like. The record is from RefSeq and is a predicted model, not a curated record. Lineage: Eukaryota; Metazoa; Chordata; Actinopteri; Cypriniformes; Cyprinidae. Gene Ontology annotation, biological process: regulation of cell cycle. The transcript has a single exon. The coding region runs from base 191 to 973 and encodes 260 amino acids.
AGAACAUGGAUUACAGGAAAAUGUCUUUAUAGAUUCGCCGCAAUCGUGGAACAAACUUUUUCUUUUGGAUGGACCUUGCAAACAUGAUCUGAGCCGGGGGAUUUUUCUUCCCUCACUAGAUGCAAUGGAAAUAUGAAAUAUGCAUGCUUAAAACUGACCUGACGCCAGUCAAACGAUUACAGUCUUCGAUAUGGCAACUCGUGCAGGUUUGGUUCGUGGCGCGCGCACGUUCAUUUGGCCUUUCGCUUGUGUGCUUGUGUGUUUUAGUUGUUUUUCCAUCGCCUCAUCCAACCACCACGGCCAUCGGUUGAUCUGCUGGCAAGCGAUACUCAACUGCCAGUCGGAGCCAGACUGUCAUUACGCUUAUGACCAAUAUUUGCACGCCUGUGACUCGAUACUGAGUGGCCAGAGGAAGAAAUGUCCCAGUCACUGCAUCUCGUCGCUGGUGCAACUCAACCUGACCAAAAGCGGCCCGGCGCUGGAGGACUGCAGCUGCGCCUCGGACCCCCGCUGCCGGGAGAUCAAGCGAGCCAUCGAGCCGUGUUUGCCCAAAACCAGCAGCAUGGGUUGCACCGAAGCCCGGCGCCAGUGCGAGAGGGACAUCCAGUGCCGAAGCGCCAUGGGCGAUUAUUUACUCCACUGCGGGAAACUCUUCAGCGGCUCCAGCUGCUCGAACCCGUGCCGCAAUGUCAUCGCGUACAUGCGCAAACUCCCCAAAGCUCAACUCCUGGAUACUUGCGUCUGUGACGGCUCAGAGCGGACUAUCUGCGAGUUCAUCAAAAACAGCAUGAAAACGCUUUGCUUUGACUCUCCCCCCGUGGAUGAAGAAGGCUCCAGCGGGUUGGACGAUGAUGAGCCCGAUGAUGAUUAUUACUCAGAACCAGAGCCCACGAGGAACACAGGUUCUGCUUUUGUGGCAUGUUCUGUUUUGACUGUGGUGGCAUCCAUUUUGGCUCUAGUGCCGCUUCCUUGAUCACUUUGAAGUCGAGUUAAUGAUCCGCUCCAACGGCUGUUCGGGAAUAGUGCAUUUUGUCAUUUUUUCUCCUGUUUUCCAGUUCGUUUAUGGCAUGCUGUUUGCACAUUUGUUCCUUAAAACGAGCUAGUUUUUAUUUUUAUGCGUAGCAAGCAAUCCAAUAGUGACUAUCAUUUUCACAUUUUAUGAAGUGUUCAUUAGGUGCUACUACUGCUUUUUUAGGAUACUAGUGGCUUUGCCAGUAGUCAGUAGUAUCUAUCCCACUUUUUCCUCUAGCAGACUUUUUUUUAAAUCUCACUAGUUGCUAAUUACGUGAGAAAAAAUAUUAAAUGACAAAAAAAAAAAAUACAGAAAGUUUACCAGUAUGUAUGUUCAGUUGAAAAACCUGAAUAGAUUCUAAUAACUUUGAAUAGUUUGUGAACCACAGCUCCCCAUAGAAAUGAAUGGCAAAAAAAUAGACAAUGUCAUAUAAAUGAAUUAUUCACCGGACUAAUCUGGAAUAGUGACUAAUAGCAGAAUUACAAGUAACUACAAAUUUCUGAAAAAUACAGUAAAUCGAAGACAAUAGCAUUGUUGGAUUACUUGCUAGCAAGUACCAGUAAUAUAAAAAUAAAAACUAUUUCGCCUUAAGGAAUAAGUGUAAACGCAGCUUGACGUGAUUUUCUCCAAAGAGUACAAGUUAAGCUUUGUGUGACACUGAGGUGCAGUUCUUAUCCGGAAAUUGUCACAUUGUAAAUGUGUUUUGAUUCACUAUGCAGAUUUACAGUUACAGAUUCGGCCCAGGUGAACGAUGCCUUGCCUAAUGAAAGUUUUAACUAUCAAGCUAAAAUUCUGAUUCUGAAGUUAAGAGCAGGGAUACAAGUACUUUAGGUCAGUCGACUGCCUUAAACACCAGCUUGCCUAUUUUAAGUGCUAUUUUGUAAAAGACAAAUUUAUUUCCUUAAAGAUAUAAAAAAAAAAGUUUAUUUUGUUACCUAGACCUAUUUUAACAGCGAAAGCUGUAAUUAUAAAACUGUGCACUGCCAAUGUAAAACUAGAUUUUUUUUUUAAAUAUGUAAAGUAUUUUUAUAAAGUUGCAAAUGACUUUGGAUAAGUAACUUCUGUAAAAAGCGUUUGGGAUGCUGGAAUGAAUAAGGAGUAGAUCUCUAUGUUAGCUAGUAACGUUUGAUAAAAGUCCUAGAGAUUCGAGACAGAGAACUUUAUUUUUGUCGUAAAAUAACCGUCAAAACAAAGGGUGAUGAUUCCAGCUUUAAAGGGAAGUUAAAUGUUUGUUGUAAUUAUUUUUCUUUUAAGAUGUUGUACAGUGUACAGAUUUUCAGAGAAUCUUUUAAUUGUUAUCUAAGAUGAACUAUUUACUGUGUAGAAAUGUCUAAAUCCACUGUAUGACUGCCUCAGUGAUGUUCUUUUUAUAGAAGGCAUAAAAACUAAAGUACAAAGA